AUGGCCUCGCCGCCCCGCGCCUACAGCCCGGCCGAGGUGCGGCAGCGCUGCGCCCAGGGCGCCUGCCUGGUGCUGCGGGGCCGCCGCCUCUACGACCUGAGCGGCUUCGUGCGGCUGCACCCGGGCGGCGAGCAGCUGCUCCGGGAGCGGGCGGGCAGCGACGUGAGCGCCGCGCUGGAGGGGCCGCCGCACCGGCACUCGCGCAACGCGCGCCUCUGGCUGGAGCAGUACUACCUGGGCGAGGUGCGCCCGGCCCCCGCGCCGGAGCUGCAGAGCCUUCUUGAGACAGAGAAACCAGUAAAUUCCACAGCUCGGACAACAAACCAUAGGAUGGAUCCUAGAUGUAAAACAGUAGAUCCAGAUAAGGAUCUCGUGGACUGGCACAAACCAUUGCUCUGGCAGGUGGGCCAUUUGGGGGAGAAAUAUGACGAGUGGGUGCAUCAGCCUGUGGACCGGCCAAUUCGCUUGUUCCACUCGGAUUUCAUAGAGUCCCUCUCUAAAACAGCAUGGUACAUCGUUAUCAUGGUGUGGAUCCCUGUGGUGCUGUAUCUCAGCUGGUUCUGCUACGCGUCUCUUGCACAGGGAACUACCAGACUUUUCUCGUCAUUCACAGCAGAGUAUUCCAUCCCUGUGCACAAGUACUUCUUCCCAUUAAUCUUCGUGCUGGGAAUGUUCCUGUGGUCCUUAGUAGAGUAUCUCAUCCAUCGCUUUCUCUUCCACAUGAAGCCGCCUGCUAGUAACUAUUAUCUCAUCACACUGCAUUUCUUGUUGCACGGCCAGCAUCACAAGUCUCCAUUUGACAGCUCCCGUCUGGUCUUCCCUCCCGUGCCUGCAUCGCUGGUGAUUGGGUUUUUCUACACCCUCUUGCGCCUGCUCCUGCCUGAAGCAGUUGGCAUGUCCAUGUUUGUCGGUGGGCUGUUUGGUUAUGUUGUCUACGACAUGACUCAUUACUACCUGCACUACGGCUCGCCAAAGAAAGGCACCUACCUGUACGGGCUGAAGGCUUAUCACGUGAAGCACCACUUUGAACACCAAAAAUCAGGCUUUGGCAUCACCAGCCGAUUUUGGGACCGUCCAUUUAAAACACUAAUCCCAGAGGAAACCUUUGAGAAAGAGGAUUAA
Emys orbicularis (European pond turtle) is the source of this 1122-nucleotide messenger RNA. RefSeq names its product fatty acid 2-hydroxylase (gene FA2H). Gene Ontology annotation, molecular function: iron ion binding; heme binding; fatty acid 2-hydroxylase activity. The coding region runs from base 1 to 1122 and encodes 373 amino acids. Gene Ontology annotation, cellular component: endoplasmic reticulum; membrane. The transcript is spliced from 7 exons. The record is from RefSeq and is a predicted model, not a curated record. NCBI's taxonomy places the organism in Eukaryota, Metazoa, Chordata, Testudines, Emydidae. Gene Ontology annotation, biological process: lipid biosynthetic process; fatty acid metabolic process.